CAACAUUCUUCAUUUUUCUCACAUGGGUUAUCGAAUUUAGCUUCCAAAUAGGAUCAUUCUUCGGAAAAACCUUUCCAGAUUCUGUUUCAUUCCUUGAUCCUUCCAACAUUUUCCGGCGACGAAGAAUCAGGUCCUCCAUGCCAGUGGAAGUGCAUUUGUGAGACUAUUAGAUGUUCUGUUUUGCCAGUUUUGAAAUUUGAUUCACACCUGGAUCUAGUACAAGUUAGAUCUUUCUUGGAUGGUUAUGAAACAUUUGCUCUAGGAAAUAAUAACACCUCUAAAUGGAGUUAGCAGACAAGACGGUUGGAUUUUUGCUAUCGCUUACCAGCUUGUCCAUCUUCACUUGCUGUACUUUCUGGGUCAUUAUCCUGCCAUUUGUGGAUAGUGAUCACUUCAUCCACAGCUAUUUCUUACCACAGGAAUUUGCCAUCCUCAUACCUGUAUUUGCUGGUGUGGUACUUCUGUGUUUAUUAGGCAUAUUUGUUGGAAUUGUAAUGCUCAAAUCCAAAAGGAAGAAGGCAUGAGGACAACUCUUAAAAGCUAGCUUUAACUAUGUAAAUAUA
Molecule: messenger RNA, 563 nt
Organism: Cucurbita maxima (winter squash)
Lineage: Eukaryota; Viridiplantae; Streptophyta; Magnoliopsida; Cucurbitales; Cucurbitaceae
Product: dolichol-phosphate mannose synthase subunit 2-like
Exons: 4
Coding region: 282-524 (80 amino acids)
Biological process (GO): GPI anchor biosynthetic process
Cellular component (GO): dolichol-phosphate-mannose synthase complex; endoplasmic reticulum membrane
Molecular function (GO): enzyme regulator activity
Source: RefSeq, a predicted model, not a curated record